GUGAUGCAAUACGUGCUGACGUGGCCGGAAACCCGCCAUCUUGAGGGAGGAAACGCCUCGAACUUAAGGAGGAAACUUGGAACUUGGUGUGAACAAGGCGUCUGACGAAGAUGGGAAACAUAUUCGCAAACCUCUUUAAAGUCUUCGGCAAGAAGGAGAUGAGAAUUCUUAUGGUGGGACUCGACGCAGCAGGGAAGACGACGAUUCUGUAUAAAUUAAAGUUGGGGGAAAUUGUGACCACCAUCCCAACAAUCGGUUUUAAUGUUGAAACAGUGGAGUACAAGAAUAUUAGUUUUACAGUUUGGGACGUCGGCGGUCAAGAUAAGAUUCGACCAUUGUGGCGUCAUUAUUUCCAGAACACACAAGGUCUGAUCUUUGUGGUUGACAGUAAUGACCGUGAGCGUGUGAAUGAGGCGCGAGAGGAGCUGAUGAGGAUGUUGGCUGAGGAUGAGCUCAGAGAAGCAGUUCUGCUGGUGUUUGCCAACAAACAGGACCUGCCGAACGCCAUGAACGCCGCCGAAAUCACGGACAAGCUGGGUCUGCACUCACUCCGGCACAGAAACUGGUACAUUCAGGCCACGUGUGCCACAAGCGGCGACGGCCUCUAUGAAGGACUCGACUGGUUGUCCAAUCAGCUGAAAAACCAGAAAUGAUGACCUCACUCCACUGCUGUUCCCUAGUCUGAUAUUCUCUCAACACUCGCUUUUAUUUGCUCCUUUCUAAAAACAAACGGUGCUGGAAGCUGUGCUCAUUUCAAACACGCUUCACGGAAGAAAACGUCCUCGUCUGUUUAGUGUAAAUAGUUUUUGUUGUGAGGCAGCUUUUGAGCACCAUUAUGCAAACUAGAUUUAGUCCAUCGUUCUGUAUUUUCCAUUUUCUCCUCCAUUUGUUGUUGGAAACUCCCGUGUAUUAUUUUAUUGUGCUCUUUCAUAAGACUCGCUCUGUUAGUUGUACUGUAAAACAAGGCUGUUUCGUUGGUCUUGAAUGAACCGAUUACAUUACGGACACUACCUGCACAUAUUACGGUUCGGUUUCGAGGAGGAAAAACCAAAACGAAUCACACUGUCUUCGCAGCCAAGGCUGACGUGACCUCUAGCUUUACUGUCGUGAUACUUUGAGUGUCGUGAAAUGACACCCGGACUGUUUUGUUUUUAUUUCGUUUCAGUCGGUUAGAAAAACAAGCGUACCCAGAAUUAAAUAUGUUGUGUUGACACUCUCUGUUCAAGUGUUACUUUUAACUUUGUAUUCUGGACUUAAAAUCAAGAUGAACAACAUUAACCUCAUUUAAAGAGAUAGUUCAUGCAAAAAAAAAGACAUUUAAUCACCAAAAGUAGAUAUUUUGUAGAAUGUUACAACCAUUUACUUCCAUAGUAGGUAAAACAAAUACUAUGCAUAUCAGUGGUUCCCUUUUACUUAACAUUUUUCUAAAUAUCUUCUAUUGUGUUCAACGGAAAAAGGAACUCAAACAUCAAGUGAAUGAUGAUGUAAGUGUUAAAGUUUUGAGUGAACUGUCUCUUUAAGCACACGUUAACAUAAUGUCUAACAAAGUCAGUAGUUUUUAAGUCCUAAAGGGGACCUAUCAUGCAAAAAUCACUUUUAUAAGGGGUUUGUGUGGCAGCAGUGUGUGAAUAUAACCAGCUUCUAAUGAUAAAAUGAAUUAAUUGUAUUUUUUAUAAUCACACUUAAUAAAAAAAACAGCCUGCAGAAAUACUUUGAUUGACAUUCUCCCAAAAUGAUGAAAAUAACUGCAAAAUGACAAUAAGAUGUCCUCUUUCACCAGGCCGGCUACAGCUCUUUGUUUUCAUAGUAACCGAUAAUGACUGAUAAAUCAUUAAUUCAGCACCAGUUUUGAGUACUAAGGUUAAUAAACACAAAAUAAUGGGCAUAACUGCAAAAAUUAGAAAGUGAAGACCCCUUUCACUUGGCUGGCUACAGGUCUUUGAUUCCAUAGUGACCGAUAUAACCGAUAAUGUCCAAUUAAUGGCAGAUAUAUCAUUAAUUCACGACUAAUUUAAAUACAAAAUGAUGGUAAUUACUGCAAAACGAGAAAAUGAAGACCCAUUUUACCAGGCUGAAUACAGAUCUUUGAUUUCAUAGUGACCGAUACAACCGAUAAAUACCGAUAUAUCAUUAAUUCCCCACUAAUUUGAAUGAAUUAUUGGAAUAACUACAAAAAUGAGAAAAUUAAGAUCCCUUUUACUAGGCAGACUACAGGUCUUUGAUGUCAAAUUGACCGAUAUAACCGAUAUUGUCCAAUAAUGACUGACAUAUUACUAUUCACCACUAAUUUCAAUACAAGAUGAUGGGAAUGACUGCAAAACAGGAAAAUUAAUAUCCCUUUCUACAGGCUGACUAGAGUGACUGAUAUAACCGAUAAUGUCCAAUUAAUGACCAAUGUAUAGUUAAUUUACCACUAAAUUGAAUACAAAAUGAUCCUCCUUUUGUGUACGUGUCAUCAGAGAGGAAAAGCCCUGCCCACUAGUAACCAUCUAUUCCUUAUUUGAAUAGACAGCCCUGAGUGAGAAGCAGCCGUCUGCCAUUUACGUUUUGAAUCUGCAACUAUGCUGACACGUAGGCGUUUGUAGCCCCGCCCUUAUUUAAAGAGUGCAAUCUCAUUUAAGUUUAAAGCGACAGUCACCAAAAUGGCACAAUUAGGAUCUUAACCCUAAAAGGGACAGUUUCAAUGAGUUGUAAAACAUUAACAAUGUGAUAUUUUGAGCUGAAAAUUUACAUACUCUUGUUUUACGUCUUGUAAAAAUGAGCAUAAUAGGUCCCCUUUAAAUCCAAGCAGACGCACAACUAAGUAUAUCUGGAGAAUGUUGGCAUAUUAAUAUCAUUAAUAAUUGUAUAGGUGUAGCCCUAGUGCCUUUGCGGUCCUUAGAGACCUGUUUGAGAUGAACAACCUUUUACAUGGUCACUGUAUAGGCGAUGUUUAAAAACAACUUAUUAUUUAUCUCUAUUUUUCUCUUCUUUCUUUCUCAAUUAACCUGGUUUGGUAGACACUGAUUACUUGGGGGGUCGAAACUAUGUGAAUCUUAGCAAAAUGUUUUAUAGUGUGACUUGUAACCUAUGUAUUUGUUUUUUUAAAUUUUGACAGAAAUGCACUGUUAUUAAAUAUAUUAGUAUAACUGGAUUACUGUUGUGCUCUUGUUAUUCCAAUGCACACUUGAAAUUAUUAUUAUUUUUUGGAGGUAAUUGAUUAUGGUGAUCAUACCUAAAUAAAUAUACAAAUGUACGACCAUUUUGCUGAUCAGCAAAGCAGUUAUUUUUACUUGGUUUAUUUUUUUAACAAUGUGUACUGUGCACACUGGCAUUUAAUAUUUUUUUCAUUUAAAAUUUUACAUUUAAAACAAGAAGCUCAUAAGAGUAUUUAUAAAACUUUUAUUUAAAACAUACAGCAUUAAUUUAGAUUUUAUAGUAACCGAUAAUGACCCUGAUGUAUCAUUCAUUUAACACCAGUCUGAAUACAAAGGUUAACAAGCACAAAAUGAUUAGAAUAAUUGCAAAAACUAGUAAAUGAAGACCCCUUUCACCAGGCGGACUAUGGGUCUUUGAUUCUAUAGUGACCGAUAUAACCGAUAAUGUACAAUAAUGACCGAUAUAUUAUUAAUUCACCACCAAUUUGAAUACAAAAUGAUGGGAAUAACUGCAAAAGGAGAAAAUGAAGACCCCUUUUACCAGGCUGACUACCGGUCUUUGAUGAAAUAGUGACCGAUAUAACCGAUAAUGUCCAAUUAAUGACCAAUAUAUCCUUAAUUUACCACUAAUUUACCACUAAACUGCAAAAUGAGAAAAUGAAGACCACAUCAAGGAGGCCGACUACAGGUCUUUGAUCCCAUAGUGACUAAUAUAACCGAUAAUGAUUGAUAUUACAUUGAUUCACCACCAAUAAUAAUUACAAAAUGAUGGGAAUAACUGCAAAACAAUAAAAUGAAGACCCCUGUUAUCAGUCGGACUACCGGUCUUUGAUUUCAAUGACCGAUAUAACCGAUAAUGUCCAAUAAUAACCGAUAUAUCAUUAAUUCACCACCAAUUUGAAUACAAAAUAACUGCUAAAACAAGAAAAUGAAGACCCCUUUUACCAGGCUAACUACAUAUCUUUGAUUUCAUAGUGACCGAUAUAACCGAUAAUGUCCAAUAAAUACCGAUAAUAACCGUUAUAUCAUUAGUUUACCACCAAUUUGAUUACGAAAUGAUGUUAAUAACUGCAAAAACAAAAUGAAGACCCCUUUUACCAGGCCGACUACUUGUCUUUGAUUUCAUAGUGACCGAUAUAACCGAUAAUAUUCGAUUAAUGACCGAUAUAUCAAUAAAUCACCAUCUAUUUGAAUACAAAAUGAUUGGAAUAACAGCAAAAGGAGGAAAAGAUGUCCCCUUUCACCAUGCCGGCUACGGGUCUUUGAUUUUAUAGUGACCGAUAUAACCGAUAAUGUCUGAUUAAUAACCAGUAUGUCAUUAGUUUACCACCAAAAUGCCCUCCAGUUCUCAAAAGCCCUCCUUGGCACUCUAAUAAGUGACAAAUAGGAUCGGCUGGGCCUGCGGGGUCACCAGGCGCCGGGGCUUCGACCCAACAAGGGGGAGGGAAAAGCAAUCUAGGACAACGUUCCUUUGGCCCGAUUAGGCUGCCAUGGAUAAUGCAGCCAAGCCAGUAAUACAUGGCAGGGAAGGCACGAUGGUGGGAAAAGGAGGGGUGUUGCUCCCCUUUUUUCGCUGGCUCUCUUACAGGGUGGCUUUUGUUCAGCCCACUCCUGCUGCUCCAGCGGCUUGGGGUUUGUGUGUGGCGCUCGGGCACAUCCCUGGGCCUGGAUUUUUGCACUUGUCUUUUGUCUGCGCUUUUUGCUCUUUUCUCGCACGGCCCCAGGUGCCAGCCAACAGAAUGCCGCCUUUCACAGGCACUCAAUGCGAAUGCAAACAGUCCGCUCUAUUACAGCGACAGGAGCACAUUCCAGCAGUCAGGAAAAACGAGAACAAAUUAGAUGGAGAAGACAAUGUGGGAAGGUGUCGAGGGCAGGUACUGAACAACGCAGGGUACGACAUGUUGGAAAAAAACUGGUUUAUUUCAGCAAAAUAUACAAUAAAAAGUCAUCGUGUAA
Molecule: messenger RNA, 5093 nt
Organism: Danio rerio (zebrafish)
Lineage: Eukaryota; Metazoa; Chordata; Actinopteri; Cypriniformes; Danionidae
Gene: arf1
Product: ARF GTPase 1
Biological process (GO): vesicle-mediated transport
Cellular component (GO): Golgi apparatus
Molecular function (GO): GTPase activity; GTP binding
Source: RefSeq, marked validated